AUGGCCAAUAUCAACGGCAACAAGAGCCCCAGGCCUGAUGGGUUCAACGCGGAAUUCUUCAAGGCCAAUUGGGACAUAGUUGGUUAUGACAUUACAGAGGAGUGUGUCUCUACCUCCCGCUUUGUUGUUUGCGUUAAUGGUGUUCAUGGGGGCUACAUCGAGGGCGAAAAUCGUGUGAGGCAAGGCGAUCCUCUCUCUUCUUAUAUCUUCGUGUUGAUCAUGGAGGUCUUUGAGAGUGUCUUAACGACAUUCCGAAAGAAUCACCAUUACACCUUCCACCCUUUCUACGAGGAGGAGAAGAUCACUCAUCUUUGUUUUGUAGACGACCUGUUCAUACUUGCACAUGCCGAUGUUGAAACCAUUCAAACUAUAAAAGAUGCGCUUAACUUCUUUUUUGAUAUUACAGGUUUAUCAAUUAAUGUAGAUAAUAGUUCAACGUUCUAUGGCGGUGUUAAUGACGAGACAAAGGCAAGGAUACAAGACAUCAUGAGCAUCCCCGAGGGUUCAUUUUCGGUUCGUUACUUGGGGAUUCUGCUCACAGCAAGACAGAUUCAUGUAGUACAUUGCAGGCCACUUAUUGUGAAGGUCAAAAACGUGAUUAUGAGUUGGGCAACCAAUAAAUUAUCUUAUGCGGGAAUGAUUGAAUUAGUGGGUAGUGUGGUAAUGGGGCUAAUCGGGUAUUGGUCUCAACAAAUUGUUCUUCCUAAGAAGGUAAUGCGAGAGCUUGAUACAUUAUUACGUGACUUCAUUUGGGGUAGCCAUGGCCGUGGAGGGAAAAAAGUCGGGUGGACCGACGUUUGUAAGCCUAAGGAUGAAGGUGGUGUGGGUUUGAAGAAUUGUGUCGAAUGGAAUCGUGCCAUCACUUAUAAGCAUUUAUGGUCCUUACAAUCUAAGUAG
Molecule: messenger RNA, 897 nt
Organism: Impatiens glandulifera
Lineage: Eukaryota; Viridiplantae; Streptophyta; Magnoliopsida; Ericales; Balsaminaceae
Exons: 2
Coding region: 1-897 (298 amino acids)
Source: RefSeq, a predicted model, not a curated record